AUGACGAUUGCCAUCACAGGCGCGACGGGCCUCAUCGGCAGCCGCCUCGCUGCCAAGCUGGCGGCGCAGGGCCACCGCGUGCGCGUGCUGACGCGCGACACGGGCGCGGCGCGCAGCAAGCUGCCGUACCCGGGCCUCGAGUUCGCGCCGCCCAGCCAGUGGGCCAGGGCGGUGGUGGGCGCGACAGCCGUCGUCAAUCUAGCAGGGACGCCCAUCGGCACGCG
This is a messenger RNA of Monoraphidium neglectum, 224 nucleotides long. Its product is annotated as putative epimerase. NCBI's taxonomy places the organism in Eukaryota, Viridiplantae, Chlorophyta, Chlorophyceae, Sphaeropleales, Selenastraceae. The transcript is spliced from 2 exons. The annotation marks the transcript as partial. The record is from RefSeq and is a predicted model, not a curated record.